This is a messenger RNA of Phacochoerus africanus (Common warthog), 2856 nucleotides long. It is a transcript of the gene ZYG11B, whose product is annotated as zyg-11 family member B, cell cycle regulator. Gene Ontology annotation, cellular component: Cul2-RING ubiquitin ligase complex. Gene Ontology annotation, molecular function: protein binding. The record is from RefSeq and is a predicted model, not a curated record. Lineage: Eukaryota; Metazoa; Chordata; Mammalia; Artiodactyla; Suidae. Bases 179 to 2413 code for a protein of 744 amino acids. The transcript has 14 exons.
GCGCUCGGGAUCGGGCUGCGGCUGCGGCUGAAGCACUUUCAGCUUCCGAGGCGAGGAGGCCGAGGCCUGGGCCGAGCCCGGAGCCGCCGCUCGUCGGAGCCUCCUGGAGCCCCCGCGCCGGCUCAGCCUGGGGGCGGGCUCAGGCCCGGCCCGCCGCCGAACCCAGGACAGAGGCUGCAUGCCAGAGGACCAGGCCGGCGCAGCCAUGGAGGAGGCAUCUCCUUAUUCCUUACUUGAUAUCUGCUUGAAUUUCCUGACUACUCACCUUGAGAAGUUCUGCUCAGCGAGACAAGAUGGAACACUGUGUCUGCAGGAAUCUGGAGUGUUCCCACAGGAGGUGGCUGAUCGGUUGCUUCAGACCAUGGCUUUUCAUGGUCUCCUGAAUGAUGGAACCGUAGGUAUUUUUAGGGGCAACCAGAUGCGCUUGAAGAGAGCUUGCAUUCGCAAAGCCAAGAUCUCUGCUGUUGCCUUCCGGAAAGCCUUCUGCCACCACAAGUUAGUGGAACUUGACGCCACGGGUGUGAAUGCUGACAUCACGAUUACAGACAUCAUCAGCGGGCUUGGCAGUAACAAGUGGAUCCAACAGAAUCUCCAGUGCCUAGUGCUGAACUCAUUAACUCUCUCCCUUGAAGACCCUUAUGAGCGGUGCUUUAGCCGGCUUUCCGGCCUCCGAGCAUUAAGCAUCACCAACGUCCUCUUUUACAAUGAAGACCUGGCCGAAGUUGCCUCGUUGCCCAGAUUAGAGAGCCUGGAUAUUUCUAACACCUCUAUCACUGACAUCACAGCUCUGCUGGCCUGCAAAGACAGACUCAAGUCUCUAACCAUGCAUCACUUGAAAUGUUUAAAAAUGACAACUACCCAGAUAUUGGAUGUUGUUCGGGAACUAAAACAUCUGAAUCAUCUUGAUAUUUCAGAUGACAAACAGUUUACAUCAGACAUAGCCCUUCGAUUACUAGAACAGAAGGACAUCCUGCCCAACCUCGUCUCCCUGGACGUUUCCGGGAGGAAGCAUGUGACAGAUAAAGCUGUUGAAGCCUUUAUACAACAACGGCCCAGCAUGCAGUUUGUAGGUUUGCUGGCCACUGAUGCUGGCUACUCUGAAUUCCUCACAGGCGAAGGACAUUUGAAGGUGUCUGGAGAAGCCAAUGAAACUCAGAUUGCAGAAGCCCUGAAGCGGUACAGUGAACGGGCAUUCUUUGUCCGGGAAGCUCUGUUUCACCUUUUUAGCCUGACUCAUGUGAUGGAAAAAACAAAGCCAGAAAUUUUGAAGCUUGUGGUUACUGGGAUGAGAAACCACCCUAUGAAUUUGCCAGUGCAACUUGCUGCAAGCGCCUGUGUAUUUAACUUAACCAAGCAGGAUCUUGCCGCAGGAAUGCCUGUCCGACUCCUGGCUGAUGUGACCCAUUUGCUACUCAAAGCCAUGGAACAUUUUCCCAAUCACCAGCAGUUACAGAAGAAUUGCCUGCUUUCACUUUGUAGUGACCGGAUUCUUCAGGAUGUUCCAUUUAACAGGUUUGAAGCAGCCAAGCUUGUCAUGCAGUGGCUCUGUAACCAUGAGGAUCAAAACAUGCAGAGGAUGGCAGUUGCAAUCAUUUCCAUUCUGGCUGCCAAGCUUUCUACAGAACAAACUGCACAGCUUGGUGCUGAGCUCUUCAUUGUCAGGCAACUUCUUCAAAUAGUGAAGCAGAAAACCAAUCAAAAUUCGGUGGACACUACUUUGAAGUUUACUUUGAGUGCACUUUGGAACCUCACAGACGAAUCUCCAACCACCUGCAGACACUUUAUUGAAAACCAAGGGUUGGAACUCUUCAUGAGGGUUCUUGAGUCAUUCCCAACUGAGUCAUCCAUUCAACAGAAAGUUCUAGGACUUUUGAAUAAUAUAGCUGAAGUACAAGAAUUACAUUCUGAAUUAAUGUGGAAAGAUUUUAUAGACCACAUCAGUAGCCUCCUACAUAGUGUUGAAGUGGAAGUCAGCUACUUUGCCGCUGGAAUUAUUGCCCAUUUAAUAUCUAGAGGUGAACAAGCUUGGACAUUGAGUCGAAGCCAGAGGAAUUCUCUUCUGGAUGAUCUGCAUUCAGCUAUUUUGAAAUGGCCAACUCCAGAGUGUGAGAUGGUGGCAUACAGGUCUUUUAAUCCAUUUUUCCCAUUACUUGGCUGUUUCACAACACCAGGAGUCCAGUUAUGGGCAGUUUGGGCCAUGCAGCAUGUCUGCAGCAAGAAUCCCUCAAGGUACUGCAGCAUGUUGAUUGAGGAAGGAGGACUGCAGCAUUUAUACAACAUCAAAGAACACGAACAGACUGAUCCCCACGUCCAGCAGAUCGCAGUGGCCAUUCUGGACAGCUUAGAAAAACACAUUGUUCGCCAUGGAAGACCACCUCCCUGCAAAAAGCAGCCCCAGGCCAGACUAAAUUGAUAGCCAUAGAUAAUUCGAUAAUUGAGUCACAGAAAUUCUUUUUGUCAUAGGUCCACUUGGAAUAUCUUACCCUCUGUGAUGUUUGGGGGGGUUUCUAUGACACGAGUCCUAAGAUCAGUUUGGGAUUGACAAUGUACAGUACUGCCCGUGUGACUGUCUGAUUUGUCUUGUGAUUUUUAACUUAUAAGGCAAGAAGGGUCUCUUCCUUCAUCAUUGCCUUUUAGGAAAAUUUCCACAUCUUUCAGUGUUUGAACUUAAUCUGUGCUUAAAAUUCUACAGUUUUAUGAGGACGUUUGCACGAACCCUUAGGCCAGACUUUUCUGAUAUCUUGACACCCCUUCCAGUCAAUCUACAGCUUCCGACAAGCUGUCGACCUGAUUUCUGGCACAGCUUCAACUGUAAAUUUUAUACUGCUUCUGUAUAAAAAGCCUUUAUUCUCCGUG